Molecule: messenger RNA, 1241 nt
Organism: Teleopsis dalmanni
Lineage: Eukaryota; Metazoa; Arthropoda; Insecta; Diptera; Diopsidae
Product: protein ANTAGONIST OF LIKE HETEROCHROMATIN PROTEIN 1-like
Source: RefSeq, a predicted model, not a curated record
AAUAGUGAAGCUAUUGUAAUGAAAAUUAAAAACAAUCAUAUUUAGUGAAAUAAUUAAAAAUAUUUUUAGAAAAAUAUUGUGAAACAUGAAUGAUAGAGACCAAAUUACUGUGCAAAUUGGCAAGAUGUUUUUGAACAUAUUGCAUAUGUAUAGGAUACGAAAACGAAUGCUCCGUAGAAAGCGGCGAGUUCGUUCCAUCAAUGUGGAUCACGCAAUAAAUGGAUAUUAUCGGAAAACGUUUUUACCCAUGAAAGCAAAAGAUGAUGCACAAUUUUUUCGUCAUACGAGGAUGUCUAAACAAAUAUAUGCUUUAUUAUUAAAGCAAAUAGCUCCUUCUGUGACAAAACCUGGACAGCAGAUAAACGCUGAUGAACGUUUAUCACUUACUCUUUCGCAUUUGGCACAUGGCGACCCUAUACAGAGUUUAGCAUUGAGCUAUAAAUUGGGAAAAACCACAGUUAGAAAUAUCGUGUUGGAAAUGUGUGAUGUGAUUUGGCAAACAUUAUCACCAAGGUAUUUAAGAAAACCUACAGACGAGCAAUAUCGCCAUAUUGCAACAGAUUUUUGGCAAAUAUGGAACAUGCCAAAUUGUGUUGGUGCAAUUGACGGCAAGCAUGUUGCUAUUAAAAGUCCUCAGAGAUCAGAUUCUCAAUUUAAUAGCAUCGUAUUAUUAGCAGCUUGCGAUGCUAUGUACUGUUUCACAACGGCAAGCGUGGGAGCAUAUGAGAGUGAAAGUCAGAGCGAUAGAGGAAUAUUUCGAGUAACAAGUUUUGGUAAAAAUUUGGCAGAAGAUAAACUAACGUUGCCGCGCAGUAUUCCUUUACCAUUAACUUCGCAACCAUUCCCUCAUUACUUCAUCGCCGAUUGCGCUUUUCCACUAAAGAAUAAUCUAAUGAAACCAUUUCCAGGUGAUGGUGAUGACACAAAUAGAACACAAAAAGUGUUUAAUUACAGAUUAUCUCGGACGCGUCGGGUGAUUGAAAAUGCUUUUGGCAUUUUAACAGCACGUUGGAGAGUGAUGAGAACGUCAAUGGAAUUUAAUCCAGAAAAUGUAGAAAAAAUUGUAUUAGCAUGCUUGGUGCUUCACAAUUUCGUUAUGCUGAAUGAUACACAGCGAUGGUAUUGUCCCCAAAAUUUUACAGACAUUGAAAUGGAAGAUAAUUCUGUAGUUAGAGGAGAAUGGUAUAACGAAUUAAUACCUGCUGGAGGACCAUUGCCCUCCGUAACGUCUUUUGUACGUC